AUGUCAUUCCGCAAAGCACCUCUCGAGCGCCCCAAGCCACAACCCCUCUGGGAUUCAGGCACACAGCCUCGCGAGUUCACCUCUACACCACCCUUCCACACCUACGAUGGCUCAUACCAAAUGUCACGCGGUUGUGAAGACAAGAGUCACUGGGCGGAUCACGCGAACGUGCUUGAAAGGUACGACACCUUCUACUUCCCUUCCCCUCCCUUCCGCUGCUCUCUGUGUGAGAUCUUCGCUGACUCCGGUGCGGAUAGUCGAAAGAACUGCUCGGCUGUACGAGCCUAUGGUUAUGAUAGCUUCGGGCACAUCAAAUUAGUGCAUGCGGAUAGUGAGGAGGCACAGGAGGUGAGGGAUGCUAUCUCGCCACCAAAGACUCGUGAUGAGUCGACGUACAUACCGAUGCCCGAACGAAGACGCCCCUCCGCCAGAUAUUCGGACGCUCUAGGACCUGCUGCAAUGUCGCGGACGAGCCACCUCACCACCGCAAUGGACGGGAGUCUGUCGCCGGGGGGCACUAGUACAUCGGUGGAAGCCGAGCUAGGAAACUUCUGGAAGCAAGUCCCAUGGUCGGGAGGCAAGGAGGAUCAGUCAGGCCCAUAUCAAGCCGAAUCUUCACAAUCACCUUGGUGGCACCACGGAUCUCCUUUCCGCAGCUCUCAGCCGCAACACGAGAUCAACGAGCUCUCCUCAGCUGGAUGCUCCAUGCCCGGUGCUUUCGCUUCCGAUGCACCGCGGCCUUCAGACUCCUUCGCACCCUCCUCCCUCACAUCUCGCACAGCCACGAUGGAGGAGAUCCGUCAACUGCGCGCCUCAGUCGAGAAGCGAGAUGCACAAGAGAAGCGCGAGACGCGAGAGAAAUUCCGAUCGCGCGAACAGCUCACAUACCGUGAGAGAUACCAGGCCGAGAAGGAGGCGGUGGCGGAGAAAAAAGCCGCCGCUGCCGAGGAGAAGAGGAAGCAGGAAGAUUUGAGAUCGGCGACUGUGCGGUUCGCGAAGAUGGUGCUGCAAGAUGGUCUGGGAGUGCGUCGUACUGGCAGGUUCCUCUCGCAAUUGAGGAAAGAAGCGGGGGAGAAGACCUCUUGUGAUGGGGGUGCGAGGAUGGGAGCGCGGGGAUCGGAGACUGGGGAGGUGGUGCCGAGUGAGUCUAUUAAGGAGUCUGUAAGGAAUACGAUGCAAGUACCAGUAUCCAAAUGUGAUGCCCCGACGAACGCCAAGCUCGGCUCUACUGAACGAGUGAGCGAAAGCCCGCUUGAGAAGAAGAAGACUCCACAGAAGUCUACCGAUCAGCCGCCGCCAACGAACCAGGCGGGUGGUAUAGCCAGGCUAUGGACGCUCGCCAGGGAGCGCCAGCAAGAUGUCAAGGACUCUAGGGAUUGGGUUCAGGUUGAGGAUGAGGAGGAUUUCGUGGCGGUUAGUAAGGAUGAAGUUAUGGGGGAUGCCGAGGAGAUGUCUGGAAAGGGGAAGAAGUGGCAGGUUGUCUCUCAUGAUGGCGAGGAUAUGGCUGAAGAGAGUGAGCGGGACAUGGAUAUGUCGUGA
Molecule: messenger RNA, 1539 nt
Organism: Recurvomyces mirabilis
Lineage: Eukaryota; Fungi; Ascomycota; Dothideomycetes; Mycosphaerellales; Teratosphaeriaceae
Exons: 4
Coding region: 1-1539 (512 amino acids)
Source: RefSeq, a predicted model, not a curated record